Messenger RNA from Prosopis cineraria, 1214 nucleotides. RefSeq names its product remorin 4.1-like. The transcript has 2 exons. The record is from RefSeq and is a predicted model, not a curated record. Bases 149 to 943 code for a protein of 264 amino acids. NCBI's taxonomy places the organism in Eukaryota, Viridiplantae, Streptophyta, Magnoliopsida, Fabales, Fabaceae.
AGCAAAUAAAAUAAAUGAUGAUAAUUAUUUUUAAAUAAGCUCCAGAGGUUCCUAUCUCGCUCUGCCUUUCCCUCGGGGAAAGCUGGAAAACGCACACUAGUGCUGCUGCUGCUACUGUCCACUUCAUCUCCGAUCACUCUGCGUCGCUAUGUUGAAUGAUCACAGGGCUUCUACUAGCCACAGAAGAGACGAGGAAGAAGAAGAUGAAGAAGAAAUAAGAGAAAUCCACGCCUUGACACCACCUCGUCCUCCUCCACCCACUAACCGUGGCCGUCGGAGAGACUCUUGGGAAACACAUAGCCGCCGAUCGUCGUCUCUGUCCGUGGCCAGCACUGAAGCUGCUUCCGUCGAGAACUUCACCAGCAUGAGCAGAGAAUUCAGUGCUCUGGUUAUGGCAGGAUCGAGCAUUAGCGGUCGUAACUACAGCACUCAUUUGAACGGCCAUGAAAACGAAGGAGGCAACAACUUGGGGAGGAUCAGAGAAGAGGACAUGACGGAGGAGACAAACCCACUGGCGAUCGUGCCCGAUCCUAACCCGCUGGGAAUGCGAAUCGGGUCCACUUCCAAUGGUGAAGGUGAAGUAGUGUCGGUGCAGAGGGUGAAGAAGGAAGAGGUGGAGGCCAAGAUAUCUGCGUGGCAGAACGCUAAGAUUGCUAAGAUCAAUAAUAGGUUCAAAAGAGAAGACGCUGUCAUCUCUGGGUGGGAAAGUGACCAGGUUCAGAAAGCUACUUCUUGGAUGAAGAAAGUCGAGAGGAAGCUGGAGGAGAAAAGGGCAAAAGCUUUGGAAAAGAUGCAAAACGGCAUCGCAAAAGCUAGAAGGAAGGCUGAGGAGAAAAGGGCAUCAGCAGAAGGCAGAAGAGGAACUAAAGUGGCUAAAAUUCUCGAAAUCGCCAAUCUCAUGAGAGCAGUUGGUAAAUUUCCAGCCAAAAGAUCCUUCUUUUAAUCUCCGCUAUAUCUUGUAUAUUUUAAAUUUCAUUUUUUUUUUGGGACAAACAAUAUGUUUAGAUACUCCUACAUAUUAUGUGGAUCAUAGCUGUCCUCAUGUCAUGGUCUGUGGGUGCCCGAAAAAGAAGGGCAGCUAUCAUAUAAUUAUGAACCAACUGGGGUGAUUUUGAGUGAUUGGCUUAAGCGUACUGGCUAGAAAUACCAUUUGGAGUGUUUUUGGGUUUUGUAGAGUGUAGAUUAAUUUAUUGAUUCCCUGGUUUGGUGCUUCA